GCAGAGAGGGAUGGAGGACACUGAGUGAAGGCCAGUGGAGGGAUUGGCAGAGAGGGGUGGAGGACACUGAGUGGAGGCCAGUGGAGGGAUUGGUAGAGAGGGGUGGAGGACACUGAAUGGGAGGACAGUGGAGGGAUUGGCAGAGAGGGAUGGAGGACACUGAUUGGAGGUCAGUGGAGGGAUUGGCAGAGAGGGAUGGAGGUACUGAGUGGAGGCCAGAGAGGGAUGAAGGACACUGAGUGGAUGCCAGUGGAGGGAUUGUCAGAGAGGGGUGGCAGAUACGAGGGGUGGAGGAUACUGAGUGGAGGUCAGUGGAGGGAUUGGCAGAGAGGGGUGGCAGAUACAGAACGGUCGGCCAAUGAGGAGGGAGUUACAAUAGUCAAGGCGAGAUAUAACCAGGGAGGG
Messenger RNA from Staurois parvus, 405 nucleotides. The record is from the annotation of a GenBank genome assembly. Lineage: Eukaryota; Metazoa; Chordata; Amphibia; Anura; Ranidae.